AGGUGAAAGACACAGCAGAGAAUCUGAAGAAGCAGGUGGAGUCCAAAAAUUGGGAGAUGCUCUGGGCUGAGAAGAUGAGAAAUGAGGAAACUGACAGAAAACUCAAAGAGUUGGUAAAGCAGCUCGAGGAGAAGAAGAAGAAAACUGAGGAAACACUCAAUGAGCAACAGAUGAACAAACCACAGAAAGGUGACAUCAUUUUGGACGAGGUCAAUGGAACUUACAACUAUAUCUGUCUGAGAAACACUUCCAGUGAGGAUAAAUUGAUGACAGGUUGGGAGCUAAAACUGAUCAAAGACAGAAACUCCGUCACAUACAAAUUUCAAGAAAACUUUACUCUGAAAGCUGGAGAAGGACUCACUUUAAACCGAUUCGGUGCAACCAGGAGACCGUAUCCUGACAACACUCACCUGAGGUGGGCGGACAUGAGCAGCUGGAAUAGUGGAGACAAGGUGAAGAUCAGCCUCAUCAGCAGCACUGGAGAAGAGCACAGACUACAGUGA
Molecule: messenger RNA, 503 nt
Organism: Oreochromis niloticus (Nile tilapia)
Lineage: Eukaryota; Metazoa; Chordata; Actinopteri; Cichliformes; Cichlidae
Product: lamin-B1-like
Exons: 6
Coding region: 57-503 (148 amino acids)
Biological process (GO): heterochromatin formation; nuclear migration; protein localization to nuclear envelope
Cellular component (GO): nuclear envelope; nuclear lamina
Molecular function (GO): structural constituent of cytoskeleton
Source: RefSeq, a predicted model, not a curated record